AUGGAAAGGGCAACAGGAACAGAGGUAUACGGGUGUGGCUCGCCCCAAUCCUCGGACAUAACGCUGAAUAUACAGACUACCACGGGUGGUAAUUUCUCCGUCAGUUUAAACGGUAAAAACACAGUGGAGCAUCUCAAGAAGUUAGUUUCGAAGAAAUUAAAGGUGUCGAAGGAUAGAAUAUGCUUACUUCAUCGCGAAAGACAACUAAGGGAUGGCACGCUAGAAGAGAACGGCCUUCAAGACGGAUCGCGGGUUAUACUUCUGCCAAGCGUCGAGACAGGCCUGCUGAGCCACAGGCCCGAAAACUCUGUGAUGCAAGCACUGGAAUCCUUAAAUGACACCCAGGUUAAUGACUUCUUAAGCGGUAAAUCUCCACUGAAUUUGACUAUGAGACUAGGUGACCAUAUGAUGCUGAUUCAGUUGCAGCUGUCCACCUUAAACUCCAGUUCUUCCAGUAGUUCCAGGUCAUUGAGGACUGCCACACCUGCAAAGAGUUCUACAUCAUCUGCAUCAUUAAGAACUGUAACAAAGUGUGACACCAGGGAAUCACCCAGCCCUCAGACCACACCACCUACCUGUACACCUGUGCCUAUGGAUCAUUCCUACAUUAGUAGUGAUAGUGUUAAACCUGAAGUUCAUUCGCCUUGUUUACCACAUGGUCUGCAAAAGGAUUUUGAAAUGCUUCAAAAUUAUUUUGAUUUAUACCGAUCACUUGCAGAAGAAAAAUUGAGUGAAAAACCUGAUACCUGUCAUGAGAAAGAAGAAACAAUAGACACUACAAACUGUACAAUUUCAGAUUUGUCUGAUGCAUCAAUAGAAAAUGAACAGUCCCCUAUUAAGUCCUUAUCCAAUUUGGUGUCUAGUCCUAUUGACACUACAGAGGCCAACUUUCGAGCGGAGCAAGCAGCUCUCGCGAAUACUGUAAAGAAUAAUCUGAUAAACCUGCUAUCGAGAGAUGAUAUAGAUGAAAUUUCAACAUCAACAACAAUGUGUGAUAAACAAAGCCCGAAUACAUCUUCUCAUACACCAGACAGCUCAGAUGAUAGUGAUAAUUUUACUGAUCAAAGUUCAUUCCUUGCUGAAAGUACUAUUGACGAGUAUCCAAUGGAAAACCUAUUUAACAGUGCAGUAGACAAAGGAUUGUUUGAAGACCAGGAUGAAUCUAUGAUGGAUAGAGAAAUAUCAAAUUUGGCUACCACUAGUCAUGGCAGUCAAGAAGCCAACUCAGGGACAUUACCAUCAUUCCAAAGUAUAAACGAACCUUUGAAAAAUAAGCGCUUCCAAUAUUUACUUCAUAAAACUUCCAAAUUCAAACAUCCUAUAGGUCAAAAUAAACAGAAAGCAUUUAUGCAAUCUGUUGUAAAUAAACACAAAAAGAGGAUGCAGAGUCGACAAGACACUAGUUUGUCUCAGCCUUCUACCUCCAGAACAGAACCUUAUAUAACAAAUUCUAGAAAAUUAAUUUUACAACCUAGUACUGGACAAAUUGAUGAUAAUGCUACACCAUCUACAUCAAAGCAAACCACAUUUAAAGCUCCUGAUGCUCCAAAAAAACCACAACGAGUAUCACCACCACCCCCUGUAGACACUAAAGCUCUUAUAGAAGCAUCAAAAAAUUUAACACAAAAACUGAAAAAGCUCUCCAAAGAAGUUCUAACAAAUAAAAUUGAUUUGAGAGCUGCAGAGGAGUCUGUGCGUGCGAAGUAUGGCCCGGGAGCUGUGAUAGAGUCCAUGAAGCAUCAUGGCAAAGGAAUUUAUUCAGGGACAUUUUCUGGCACAUUGAAUCCUGCUUUACAAGACAGAUAUGGCAGACCAAAGAGAGAUAUAUCAACUAUCAUUCAUAUACUGAAUGACUUAUUGUGUGCUGCACCACCUAUUGCCUUGGCCCAGAAGGACCCCAGCCAUUCGUGCAUAUCGGAAGAGCCAAACAAAUGUUUGGGCUGCAGCCAACCUUCGUGUUCGUAUGGACAGUGUGACGGUCAUCUGCCAUCCACAUCCGCCACGCCUACCAAGCACUGCUCGUGCGAACUCAAAAACUGUCAGUGUAAUCGACUCGAGCCUAAACUCUGCGUGCUAUGCGUGGGCAAAGCCGGCAGCGAGAUAUGCAAGAAAUGUGAUACAGCCAAGACCGUAGCUAUGGAAAAUUCAAAAACCAAAUGCAAACUCGAACAACUCCGGCUCGUAAUGCAGCAGAAGAAACAGAGGCGAGAAGCUCGGAAACUACAGACUCUGCCUUACACCAACUCGCCUUCGAAGAUACCCUCGCCUGAGCAGGCGCCCGUCAUGCAGGAAGAAAUAGAAACACUUGCUUAA
Arctia plantaginis is the source of this 2313-nucleotide messenger RNA. The record is from the annotation of a GenBank genome assembly. NCBI's taxonomy places the organism in Eukaryota, Metazoa, Arthropoda, Insecta, Lepidoptera, Erebidae.